GAGAGAGAGAGAGAGCAUCAAGUCACCAGGACAGGCUCCACCAUCCACACACUGUAAGGUACAAGUGCCACAAGGAGACUAUAUUCCUCUAAAAUAAUGGAUGGGACAAAGCCGGCCAUGGAGUCCAACGCAGAGGAGACUCAGGACGAGGGACAGGAGAGCAAAGGAUGCUUCGAGUGCUGCAUCAAGUGUCUGGGCGGGGUGCCCUACGCCUCCCUGGUGGCCACCAUCCUCUGUUUCUCAGGCGUGGCUCUGUUCUGCGGCUGCGGCCACGUGGCGCUCACCGGCACCUUGACCAUGCUGGAGAACCAUUUCUCCAGGGUCACCACGGACCAUGCCACCCUCACCUUGGUGAUCCAGAUCUUUCAGUACAUCAUCUACGGUAUUGCCUCUUUCUUCUUCGUCUACGCCAUCAUCCUGCUGGCUGAGGGCUUUUACACCACCAGCGCCAUCAAGAAGGAGCUGCAGAGCGACUUCAAGACCACCGUCUGUGGACGCUGCAUCACCGCCUUUUUUAUGUUCCUGACCUACAUCCUCGCUCUGGCAUUCCUUGCCAUCUUCGGCUUCACGGCGAUACCUGUUUUCCUGUUUUUCAACAUGUGGAAUACCUGCGCUGCCAUGAAGUCUUCUGAGGCCAACAUCACCUUGCCUGACUCCAUCUGUGUGGAUGUCAGGCAGUAUGGUAUUAUUCCCUGGAACGCCACUCCGGGAAAAGCUUGUGGAGCCACACUGGGGGACAUCUGUAACACCAGCGAGUUCUACCUGUCCUACCACCUCUACAUUGUCGCGUUUGCUGGCGCCGGUGCCACCGUCAUCGCAUUGAUCCACUACCUGAUGAUUUUGGCGGCCAACUGGGCCUACCUGAAGAGCGCCGUCUCCACGCACGAGUACCAGGACAUCAAGACCAAGGAUGACCAGGAUCUGGAGGCCGAGGCACGCUCCAAGGAGGGCCAGAACUCCUCCUCCUACUCAUAAGGACAAGCGAUCCUCUCCCGCCACCACCCAUCUCCUCUCCACACCUCAACCCCCCACCCUGCAACACCCAGCGCCCACCCCUCCCUCCGUUAAAACAAACCACCUCGGUCAUGUUUGAUAGUCCCCCAACCUCCUGAUUCUCCAUCCUCUUCCCUUCCAUGAUGUUUCUUAAGAGUCGCGGGCUCACACCAGAAGGGAAGAGAAUAGAGGAUCAGGAGAAGCGGCAGGCCCAGACGGAGGCAGAUGCUUCAGAAUGGGAGAGCUCGCCCGCCGGGGUGGAGCUCAGGUACGGUACAUCAGUUCAGAAGCGUCUCCUCCCCCGUGCUUUUGGGCGGCGGCUCGUGAACGUGGCCCGGCUGUGAUGGCCUCGCGCCCUGAGCCAGCACAGCCUCUCGACACACAGCUCCUAACAGCCUAAAUAAACAUUGUUCACUGUCUGCUUCAGCCACAGAGAAGCCAGGCAGCGACCAACUUCCUCCGUUUUUUGGUGUUUUAUAUGCAUAUAUAUAUGAAUAUGAAUAUAUUGUGCGAAUGUGUACGAAUGUUGUUGUUUUUUUUAAUACUCUCUGAAAAGUAUGCCAGGUCCUAUUACGAUCUUUCUUCUUCUUUAUGUUUUUGCGCUCAUAGGUUUUUUCUCCUUUGCUUUCUUCUCCAUUUUAGACUUUUUAUUGCUAAUGCUCGAUAUGUUGUUGCACUAUUACGAAAACUAAAAAAUAAGGGAGAAUGAGAAUCCCUUAAAAACACAAAGCACCCCAGCCCCCCCUCUCUCAUAGAAAUACCUAAAAGACUCCAAUCAUGUGGUAUCUCAAGGAUUAUUGUGCAUUUACAUGAUCAGAGUUUAUUUAUCUGCCAAGGUAUUAACCGUUUAUUUAACACCAGAGGUGUAGCAAACUUUUAUUAAAGGAAUACUUUUGGUACAUACGCUUAUUAGCUUUCUUGUCAAGGGAUAGAUGAGAAGACUGAGAUCAAUCUCAUGUCUGGAUGUUGAAUAUGAAGCGAGAGCUAGCAGCCGGCUAGCCUACGUUAGCAUAAAAAGUGUAACUUUGCUCUGUUUAGAGGCAACAAAAUCUGCCUACAAGCAUCUUUAACGCCUCGUUUCCAGUUUUGUUUUGUGUGUAUUUAUACAUAAAGUAUAAUGAGUGUGCCCCCAGUGAUGAAUGCUAGGAAAUGCAUCUCUUUACAGAUCAAAAGAUGUGUGGAUGUGUGUUAGCUAGCUAAACGUGCCAUCAAUCUUUUCAAUUAAAAAAAUGUGCGGUAUGCAGCCCACUGAAUAUGCCCAGUAGUGUUUCUCCUACUGGCCCCGCCCAUGAGUUCCCUCUUGGCUUUACACUGUGAUGACGUCACAGACUUUAAAAUCGCUACUCAACAAGAGGAAAGUUUUACAAAUAUUAAACCUGAUGGUUUAAAAAUUCAGAAUAGAAAGACCUUGUUCACAGUUCGCAAGCAAUUUUACAGACGUCUCUUUUAGGAUGGGGGUCUAUGGGGAAAAUGCUUAUUGGGCUGCAGGGGAAUUUUUUCACUGCAAUACCAGGAAUGGCCACUGGGAAAAAUUUGCUACAAGGCUGAGAAGCUUUUUAAUGUACCAAUGUUAGCGAGCUAGAGCGAGACAUGCCGUUGAACUUAUUCCUUAGAAAAACAUGUAUAUAUAGAGCUGUAUUAACGGUGGUUCUUCAAUCUGUUAGCUAAUUUGUUUUCUGCUAACUUCCUGUGGCACAGUGCAUAUGGUAUGUCUGAAAUCAGCCGCAAAAGUUCAGUUUUUUCAACAUACUUCAGGCACAUUCUGGGCCGGAAAAAAAAGGAAGGAGGAGUUUCGCAAAUAUCAGAGGUGAUGGAGGUUGUCGCGCAUAUGUACCCCAAGCUAUGUAAAACGAGGCAUAAAGCUCACUAAUUAACAUGGUAUAUCUCAUUUCUUUAAUUCACACAAAGCUAGCAUUAGCUUGGUAUUUCCCGUUCAAACAUGACAGUGGUAUCAAUCUUCUCAUUUAACUCUCGUCAAGAAAGCAACAGGGUAUUACGAUUAAUUUUUGCUACACUCAUCACCAGCGGCAGCAGAAAUCAAAGAAAAAUCUGUCUGGGUCUUUUAACACAAGAAAGACACACACCUCAGGUAUCAAACCAAAUCAGAUUUCAGCCAGUUGUGUUCUUUUCCAAAGCUUCACCAUCUAAACACUAACCCUCGCCGGAUUGGUACGCUGUCCUGUGUGAAUUCUACAGUAAAAACCGGUUCUGUCAUUUUCUAAAAUCCCUUCUUUUUGUGAAUGAAGUCCACCUGUAAAUAGCUGAAUCACCCUAAAAGAUCUCGAUUUACACCUCUCCCAAACCGUGGGGAACACAGUCAGUGUUUUGCCAUGCUCUUCUAUUAUUUUUUUCCACAGAUAUAUGUAAAUGUACCCUUUGAGAUAUGUGUUUAGCACUCAAAUACUAGUUCUGCAUUUGAUAUAAUAAUUGUAAUGUAACAUCUUAAAUGAUAUGUCGUGAGAGGGAUACAGUGCAGUAUGAUAUGAUGGAUUGAGGUGCUUGUGACGUAUACAUUUUAAAAUGAGACAAAAAAAAUGGAAAUUGAUUUUUAAUGUUUUAUCAGUUUUAGGCAGCUGAGUUCUUCUUGUGAUUCGGUAAUAAUGAUUUUAUGGAACUUGUUUGUGCUUUUUUUUUUUCGCCAAAUGACUCGUCAACAUGUGAGUUGACAAAAAAAAGUCACUUUUUCUUUUCUUUUUUUUAAUUUUAUUUUGAACGUCAUGCCUCUCACAUGAGCCACAGAGACUGUUUUGGAUGUUUACACUCUGAAUAAAAACAAGUCAGGAAUUUUCAUACAUUAAUUUUAUAAUCAGAUAUUGUUUAAUAAUCAUGAACUAUAUUCUAUAUCGAUCAUCACUGGUUAGUUUACCCUAACAAAAAAAAAAAAAAAAAAGACAAAUAUUUGAACUUUGAUGAGAUGAAGCAUGUCAGUAUCGUCCAUGUGUGCAGCUGUCUAUUCUGUAUAAAAAAGGACUAUAUUGCCAUGUGUGUUAUGUUUGAUAAAUAUACGUGCUUUGCCACCAGGUUGAUGUAAAGGCAAACUUCAAUUUCCUAUAAGACGAUGCGUGUCAGGGUGUUGUUGUUUCCUCGUUAUUUGCAUGAAGGAGACAUGACUGUGUCUUUGCAGUUUUUCAGGUGAUGUGUAGUCAAUUGUACUGACAACUAUGGUAGGCGGUGUUUGCCCCCCUCCUCCACACUCCCCUUCCCUCCCUCUCCACCCACUCUUUUCUAAAGAAAACUCCAUUGUACUUUGAUGGCAUUGUAGUCCCUGUAGGUGUUUCAUUAUGGUUUUAUUUUUUAAGUUGGAAAUAGUUCUAUGACUCCUAUAUAGUGAUGAUUUUUGUAACCUUCUCUAGUAAAACCGAUAUUUUUUAUUAUCGUGA
This is a messenger RNA of Epinephelus lanceolatus (giant grouper), 4373 nucleotides long. RefSeq names its product neuronal membrane glycoprotein M6-b-like. Gene Ontology annotation, cellular component: myelin sheath; plasma membrane. Gene Ontology annotation, molecular function: structural constituent of myelin sheath. Gene Ontology annotation, biological process: central nervous system myelination; axon development. The record is from RefSeq and is a predicted model, not a curated record. Lineage: Eukaryota; Metazoa; Chordata; Actinopteri; Perciformes; Serranidae.